Messenger RNA from Cylicocyclus nassatus, 803 nucleotides. Lineage: Eukaryota; Metazoa; Nematoda; Chromadorea; Rhabditida; Strongylidae. The record is from the annotation of a GenBank genome assembly.
GGGCGACACUUCAGGUGAUGAAUCGGAUCAUCAACUGGAUCAAGAGCAGAAGCGAUACCAAUGUAGUGUCCUACUCAAGAUUUGGCUUGCCAGGAGAAGAAGUUGAUGAUCGUCCUCCACCUACAGUCAUCCAUGUCGCUCCGUUCCGUGAGGAUAGCCCUGAAUUCAUGGCCUUUGGCACUCAUGCGCAGCGAGCCGCAAUUAUUUCCGCUGGAGUUGGACUUUCCUUAGUCAUUUUUAUAUUUUUGUCAGUAUUCUUCGAGUUCGAUUGGUACCAUCACGAAAAAGGUGUAGAUAUCGGAUUUUUGUUUGGCCUUUUGCUGUUCUUGUUCAUUGGCUUGUCUAUCCAUUGGAUGGUUGUACGCGGAAUAAAACUCAUGCAGCCACGUUAUUUGAUUCCAUUCAUCUUGAUCUAUACCAUGGUGCUUGUAUUUGAGACAAUCUUCUUCAUCUUUGUAGUAAACCACAUAGUUAUACUGAGUUCUAUGAAAACCUAUCCUCCGUUUCCUGAAAGUUCUGCGGGCUAUAUACUAGUCACUAUCAUGUUCAUGUUCGCUAUGGGAAUACAAUCUAUAAUGCUAACAUCAGUUGUGAGAUGCCGAAAAUACCUUGAGAAGAGACAGAUCCAUGACCUGGAAAUGCGAGUUGCUGAGAAAAGUAAACUCCAGCAUCCAGGUAUUCGUAUCGUUUUUGGCGCUGGAGAUGGAAACACUUCGAAUGGCGCAGCAGCAACCAAACGGAACAGAGCAACCACCCGCGACUCAGACUACUCAGCCCCCACAGCGCACGGUCCUGCAGGCUGA